AUGGGCGACGACUCUAGCAAUUAUUCAAAGCAACCAAGACUGCUUCCAUGCACCGAGCUGGCUGCAGAAUGGGCUAAAAAGUACGGUCCCAUGACAUACAUCAGCCAUAUGGGGCAACGAAUGUUGUUUCUGAACACAACCGACAUCACACGGAGACUCCUGGCCUCUGAGGAUUACAAGCUUCUCGUUGCUGAUAGAGCUGGCAGCACGCCUACAAAGAUAGGCUCGUACAACGGCAAGGAUUGGGUGUUCACUUCAUAUGAUACCGCCAUGAGGAAGAAACGCCGAAUGUUCCACAGCGCCAUUGGUCACUAUGGCGACGGUAUAGAGAAGUUCGAGAAUGUCGUUUCUGGCGAGAUGGACAGGCUGUUGACGGAACUUGAACAGUUCGAAAAUGAGGACGUUGAUCUCUGGAAGUAUCUGGCUAGGUCCCUGAAAAUCAUCAUUUACAUCCUGACUGUGGGCGAACAGCCUGAUGACAUCACUAAAAUGGAUAUUCUAGAAGAAUACGAUAUUGCCUUUAAUAAACUGUGGCUACCAGAAUAUGACACUGUGCUGUCGAUUUUUCCUUUCUUGGCAAAAUUCCCGGGGAAAUUCAAGAACGCGGUAGACAGACUAUUAACUGCCAAGGCUGGGGCUGAAGAACUGGUGUAUUUUGCACCUAAGAGAACAUGGAUUCCUGGAAAACCUCGUGGAAUUGCUGAUUACGUUUUCGACCUCCAAAAUAAGCCUGGCUAUGAAUAUAUGAAGGACGAUCCUGAACACGCCAUCGCUUUUCUAACUACGCUUUUUUGGGCAGCUCAUCUCACAUCAAGAGCCUCAGUUCUUGGCGUGUUUCUGUGCCUCAUCAACUACCCCGAGGUGGCCAAGAAACUUCACCAAGAGAUUGACCAGGUCAUCGGUGACCGAAGGCCAAAACUCGAAGACAAACCCAACAUGCCGUAUACCGAGGCAACAAUUUUUGAGGCAUUGCGUCUAAUCACUCAAGUUCCACUCGGUGGAUUAAGAAUUGUUAGCCAGGACAUUCAAGUUGAUGAUGUGACCAUUCCCAAGGGCACAAUGCUUCUAAUAAACAGUUGGUAUUUUCAUCACAAUGAAGAAAUUUGGGAAGAUCCUUGGGCAUUUAAACCAGAGCGUUUCCUGAACGACCAAGGCCAGCUCUUACCCGCAGAUCAUCCUGUGAGAAAAAACGUGCUUCCCUUUGGCGCGGGAACUCGUUCAUGCCCUGGAGAAAUAUUUGCCAAGUCUCGAGUCUUCAUGUUUCUCACAAACAUUCUUCAGAAGUACGAUGUUAUCCCUCCAGCCAAUGAGAAACUUGUACCUGCAGAUUUUCGCUCUAACCACGAUGCUGUCAAGGGGUUUAUCCGCCAGGUUCAACCCUUCAAAUGCCGAUUGCAACGCAGACACGCCAGGAUCAAAUAA
Candidula unifasciata is the source of this 1422-nucleotide messenger RNA. The record is from the annotation of a GenBank genome assembly. Lineage: Eukaryota; Metazoa; Mollusca; Gastropoda; Stylommatophora; Geomitridae.